Messenger RNA from Columba livia (rock pigeon), 11266 nucleotides. RefSeq names its product glutamate metabotropic receptor 5 (gene GRM5). Gene Ontology annotation, biological process: regulation of synaptic transmission, glutamatergic; G protein-coupled glutamate receptor signaling pathway; trans-synaptic signaling by endocannabinoid, modulating synaptic transmission. The record is from RefSeq and is a predicted model, not a curated record. Gene Ontology annotation, molecular function: G protein-coupled receptor activity involved in regulation of postsynaptic membrane potential; adenylate cyclase inhibiting G protein-coupled glutamate receptor activity. The transcript is spliced from 11 exons. Gene Ontology annotation, cellular component: postsynaptic density membrane; plasma membrane. Bases 726 to 4454 code for a protein of 1242 amino acids. NCBI's taxonomy places the organism in Eukaryota, Metazoa, Chordata, Aves, Columbiformes, Columbidae.
CAAGCUGCAGCAAGUAUUUAGGAAGAUCAGGGCUGUGGUGGCAGAGAGUAAAGACCCAUCUGUUGUUUCGUUGUUUGUUUGUUUAUUUCUCCUCCUCACACCUCCUCCCCCUUUCCUCCCAUCCCCCCUCCCUCCCCCCCCGCUUAAAUCCAGGGACCAUUCACGUCGCUUGCAAAUGAGACUUGGGCGAUACUGAGAGAACAGCGUGUUGCAUGGUGUGUGUGUAUGUGCAUGCAUGCGCAGGGGUAGGAUUCUCGUUCCUCAGCAUUUGCCUGUGAUCAGAAGAAAACAGGAUGUGCCCAAAGCUGGAGGAGUGACAAUGUUAGCCGACUGGGGCUCACCUGCUGGUGAUCUUUGCAGAGGCAUUUGAGGAUUAUUCAGCUCCAGAAGGUCUGUGCGAGGAAUGUUAUCGCUGCCGUGGCUGAAAAUAGGAGGUGCCUACCCCUACCCAUCUUGAUUAUUGCCACCAAAAGCAUUGCUUUGCCAUCAUCGUAGGAAGAAGCAAUUGCUGCCAACAACAAGGUUAUGAGGAUUAUGACCACAUGUGCAGCUCUGCAUAUCUGUCCACUUGGAGAUGAUGGUGACUCCUUAGAGAACAUACGCAAGCUUCUCGUUAACCAUCAGUGUAGUGCUCCUUUUAUUCAAAAGAUCUGGUAACUGCUUUUCACCAGCUCUCCAGUUUUGUUCCAUCAUGGUAUCUCUACCAGCCUGAACCAUUUCCUAAAAUGGUCCCUUUGCUGUUCCUUGCAAUCCUGUUAUUGAAGGAAGAUGUCUGUGGGAAUUUUGGGCUUUUGGUUUCUGCACAGGCCAAUGAAAGAAGGGUGGUUGCACACAUGCCUGGUGAUAUUAUCAUUGGAGCUCUAUUCUCUGUCCACCAUCAACCAACAGUUGACAAGGUUCAUGAGAGGAAAUGUGGAGAGGUAAGAGAGCAGUAUGGCAUUCAGAGAGUGGAGGCAAUGCUACAUACCCUUGACAGAAUUAACUUGGACCCCACACUGUUGCCAAAUAUAACGCUAGGAUGUGAAAUAAGGGACUCCUGCUGGCAUUCUGCUGUGGCUCUGGAGCAGAGCAUUGAGUUUAUAAGGGACUCUCUUAUUUCAUCAGAAGAAGAGGAAGGAAUGGUGAAAUGUGUCGAUGGAUCUUCAUCGUCUUUCCACUCCAAGAAACCCAUUGUUGGUGUCAUUGGACCUGGCUCUAGCUCAGUUGCUAUCCAGGUCCAGAACUUGUUGCAGCUUUUCAAUAUACCUCAGAUCGCUUAUUCUGCCACAAGCAUGGACCUAAGUGACAAAACUCUGUUCAAAUAUUUUAUGAGAGUCGUGCCAUCUGAUGCACAGCAAGCACGGGCUAUGGUGGACAUUGUCAAGCGCUAUAACUGGACCUAUGUUUCUGCUGUACAUACUGAAGGAAACUAUGGAGAAAGUGGAAUGGAAGCUUUCAAAGAUAACGCAGCCAAGGAAGGGAUCUGCAUUGCACAUUCCUACAAGAUCUAUAGCAAUGCUGGUGAACAGAGCUUUGACAAGCUGCUGCGAAAGCUUCGGAGCCACCUGCCCAAGGCAAGAGUGGUUGCCUGCUUCUGUGAAGGCAUGACUGUGAGAGGGCUCUUAAUGGCCAUGAGACGCCUGGGACUCGCUGGAGAAUUUUUGCUGCUGGGCAGUGAUGGCUGGGCAGACAGGUAUGACGUGACAGACGGGUACCAGCGUGAAGCUGUCGGUGGAAUAACAAUCAAGCUCCAGUCUCCUGACGUUAAAUGGUUUGAUGAUUACUACCUACAGCUUCGCCCAGAAACCAAUCACCGAAAUCCAUGGUUUCAGGAAUUUUGGCAGCACAGGUUCCAAUGUCGGUUGGAAGGCUUUCCUCAAGAGAAUCCAAAAUAUAACAAGACUUGCACAAGCCAGAUGACCCUGAGGACGCAACACGUUCAGGACUCCAAGAUGGGCUUUGUGAUCAAUGCAAUAUACUCGAUGGCGUACGGCCUCCACAACAUGCAGCUCUCGCUCUGCCCAGGCUAUGUGGGCCUCUGUGAUGCCAUGAAGCCCAUAGAUGGUCGGAAGCUCCUGGAAUCCCUCAUGAAGACUAACUUUACCGGCGUCUCUGGGGACAUGAUCUUGUUUGAUGAGAAUGGCGACUCACCAGGAAGAUAUGAAAUAAUGAAUUUCAAGAAAAUGGGGAAGGACUACUUUGAUUAUAUCAAUGUUGGCAGCUGGGACAAUGGUGAGCUGAAAAUGGAUGACGACGAAAUAUGGUCAGAGAAAAAUAAUAUCAUCAGAUCUGUGUGCAGUGAACCCUGUGAAAAAGGCCAGAUAAAGGUGAUCCGUAAAGGAGAAGUGAGUUGCUGCUGGACCUGUACUCCUUGUAAAGAGAAUGAAUAUGUAUUUGAUGAAUAUACAUGCAAAGCCUGCCAGCUCGGUUCCUGGCCCAACGAUGACCUCACAGGUUGUGACCUCAUCCCAGUCCAAUAUCUCAGAUGGGGUGAUCCUGAACCAAUUGCAGCAGUUGUUUUUGCAUGUCUGGGUCUGUUGGCCACCCUGUUUGUUACAGCUAUAUUCAUAAUGUACCGCGAUACUCCAGUAGUCAAAUCAUCCAGCCGAGAACUUUGCUACAUCAUUCUAGCUGGCAUUUGCUUGGGUUACUUGUGCACAUUCUGCCUGAUUGCAAAACCUCAACAGAUUUACUGUUAUCUUCAACGAAUUGGCAUCGGCCUCUCUCCAGCUAUGAGUUAUUCUGCUCUAGUAACUAAAACCAACCGUAUUGCAAGAAUCCUGGCUGGAAGCAAGAAGAAAAUUUGUACAAAGAAACCUAGGUUCAUGAGUGCCUGCGCCCAACUGGUUAUUGCGUUUAUCUUGAUAUGUAUACAGUUAGGCAUAAUUGUUGCCCUCUUUAUAAUGGAGCCACCAGAUAUAAUGCAUGAUUACCCAAGCAUCCGAGAAGUCUACCUGAUUUGUAACACCACCAACUUGGGUGUUGUAACUCCCCUUGGAUACAAUGGAUUAUUAAUUUUGAGUUGCACCUUUUAUGCAUUUAAGACAAGAAAUGUCCCAGCUAAUUUCAAUGAAGCAAAGUAUAUUGCCUUUACAAUGUAUACAACCUGCAUCAUUUGGCUGGCUUUUGUGCCAAUAUAUUUUGGAAGCAACUACAAGAUAAUCACCAUGUGUUUCUCAGUGAGUCUGAGUGCCACGGUGGCCCUUGGCUGUAUGUUUGUGCCCAAGGUCUACAUCAUUCUUGCUAAGCCUGAAAGGAAUGUACGCAGUGCAUUCACCACGUCGACUGUGGUCCGCAUGCAUGUAGGGGACGGAAAAUCAUCUUCAGCUGCAAGCCGUUCAAGCAGCCUUGUGAACCUGUGGAAAAGAAGGGGAUCAUCUGGCGAAACCCUUAGGUACAAAGGCAGGAGACUGGCCCCGCACAAGUCGGAAAUAGAGUGUUUCACCCCAAAAGGGAGUAUGGGGAAUGGUGGGAGAGCUACAAUGACCAGUGAAGAAUCUGUUUGCAUUCCAGACUGUAAUCGAUCUGAAUCAAGUAGAGAGGAGAAAAAGCUUCCUGUUAAAGAGGAUGCCCUAACAGUCAAAAAGACUGGAAACUGUGUCAGUCUAAUAGUUCCACAGCAAGACUGUCAGCUACAAGACCUACUCAAACACUCUAAUGGGAAAUCAGUUUCCUGGGCCCAGAAUGAGAAAAGCAGCAGAGGAGCACACCUGUGGCAGCGACUGUCAAUUCACAUCAACAAAAAAGAGAACCCCAAUCAAACUGCAGUGAUCAAGCCUUUUUCUAAAAGCACAGAUAGUAGCCGACAUAGUAGCAGUGCUACAUUUCCUGAGGCCAGUGCCAAAACACUUUACGAUGUUUCGGAAGCAGAAGAGCAAUACCCAGCUCAGUACCGACCGCAGACUCCCUCACCUAUCAGCACCUUGAGCCACAGAACUGCCUCCGUUAGCCGAACAGAAGAUGACGCCCCUACCUUCCAGUCAGAGCCUCCUCAGAGAAGUAGCUCCUCUCAAGGUUCCCUUAUGGAGCAGAUCAGUAGUGUGGUUACUCGCUUUACAGCCAACAUCAGUGAGCUGAACAAUAUGAUGCUUUCAACAGCCACUCCAGGGACAAUGGUGGCCACUCCUCUCUGCUCUUCAUACCUGAUCCCACGGGAAAUCCAGCUCCCUACGACAAUGACCACAUUUGCAGAGGUCCAACCGCUUCCUGCCAUUGAAGUCAAUGGCGCUUCGCAGUCAGCUCGGAAACCUUCAAGUGGCAGCAUCAAAGAAGGCACUUCAGAGACCCCAGCAGCCAAGCAAGACCUUGAGGAGUUGGUAGCUUUAACUCCUCCUUCUCCUUUUAGAGACUCCAUUGAUUCUGGAAGUGCAUCUCCCAGCUCUCCAGUUUCCGAAUCAGCUCUCUGUAUGCCAUCCUCCCCAAAGUAUGACACACUCCUUAUCAGAGAUUAUACUCAAAGUUCGUCUUCGCUGUGAAUGUAGUUCAAGACAAUGUUGGAUCUCAAUGACUACAAGCAAGAAGCAAGGGGACAGCCGAGCCUUCAAGAUCUCCAGUGUUUACGCAGAUAGAGAGGCAUUGGGUCAUCUUGUGAGAAACAGAGAGGAAGAGGAGGAAUUACUUGAUAAACAGAAACAUCAGAUUGAUCAUGCUGUUCUAAAGACAAAAUGACUCUUGGCAGAUUAUCGUGGCCUUAAAAAAACAUGGGCUUUUCAGAAACACUGAAUCUAUUUUUGAGGGCUUAUAAGGAGUCUGUUAAAUCAGUUACAUACCAAGUGCUUUGCUUUAGUAUUACAAUGAACCGUGUGUACAAUAUACGGGGUGGGGGGAAACUAGAUUGUAAACAACUGUACAAUGGUUUGUUUGUUUACUCUGAUUCCUUACCCAGAAGUGAACCUUGAUCUUUUAUCAAGAAUAGAAGACCAAACAUUGAAUGUACAUUUUCUAACAGACUCAAAUCUGGGACCAACCUGUCAAGCUUUCUUUUUUUUUUUUUUUCUAUGAAGAUCUCAAACAGUAGUAAUGUAUGUUCACUAACUACCAAACUUUAUGCUGAAGCAUAUUGUGUCCGUGAUACGUUACACGUGGAUAACACUAAGCUGAGGCUUUGCAGUGAGUGACUGCAAUAUGGAGGGCUUUACAAAUGACUUCUGAACCUACACAUUUCUUUAUGAAAUUCUCUUCUAUCAGUAUCAAAAAUUCAAUUUGCUGACAUUGGAUUCACCUUCACAGCAACAAAACCCAAGGAAGAUUUCCUGACUAUUUCACCAUGUUGCCAACUAAUAAUGAAGUAGCAAAAAAUAUUUUCUGGAGUACUGUUUUGUAAUUCCCUUAUCAGGGCAAGUUGUUGAGGUGAAUAUUCUCUUUCUAGCAGCACUAUGAAGCUAUAUUAUAGCUGCACUCCCUACUGAAAUUAACACAUUUUUAUGGACGUUCUCAUGCUAACAGCAAUUAAAAUACUUAUUUGGGCUCCCAUAAUAUUUGCUUGUAAGGAUCAGGUAAAAACUCCAAUGUUUUUCUCCAUACUUUGAAUGACAGUAUUCUAGGAGACCAAUCUGGAUUAUGAUGAAAACUGUCAGUGGAAAGGUUGUCAUAAUCAUAAUUUAUUUAUAGGGAAAAACACUCUGUGUCAAAAUCUGCUUAGAAGUGAUUUAGUUACUCUUUAAUAAGCAACAAUUUUAACUUUAUUUAGCUGCUGAUGUCUUGCAGCUAUGAACUGUGACAAAAAAAAUACUUUCAAAGCAAUACAAAGUAAAAGUUAAAACAGAGAAGACCUGAUGAGUUAUGAACCAACGGAGUCUUUCUUUGUUUCUUAGCAACUCACAGAAGAAGCAAGGGGAUUCCUCAUGUUUUUUUCCUAUAUCAAGGUAGUACAGAUUAGUGCACUUCAUACUGUCACAGCACUUUUUUAAUACAGGCAGGGAAGAGUUUUAAAGUUUAAAUAGAAGAUAAAUAAUUUUUGAUAGGUGUAAUUACAUAGAACUUGUAAGUCAGGCCCUAAACGCACACUGUAUUGGCUCUCUCCUUCAUGACAUAGCUGUCCUCAGGUGCCAAACUUUUAUGGGUUUGUUUUAUUUUAUUCAAGGAUAGUAUGAGGUAGUGAGUGAUGUACUUCAAUUCAAAGUUGAGUUGAUAUAGCCUUAUAUAGAAGACAGCCUCAUGGAAGUGAGCCUUGAAAUAAGGCUGCUAUGUUUCAUUUUCAAAACCUCUAGAUCUUAUUUAUUCAAAGAUAACAAAUAUUUUGUAAUUAAAAUUCAUACCCACUUUUUCUCCCCCAUGUCCAAAGUAACAAAUACUUGAUCAAACAGACAAACAAAAAAAUUAUGAAAGCACAUGCACAUACUUUAGCCAAGAGCAUUUGCUAUUCCUUUAGGAAGCUAGUUUCACCAUUAUGUGCUGCACCCCAAUUUGUUGCUCAACAACACUACAAAAACAGAUGACUGAAUCCAGGCCAGCACCUCACAGAGUUACUCGAGUGACUCUGUACAUCCUGCACAAGGCAGCAUUAUCCAAGUGCAGUCUGUGGGCAUGCUUAUUUUGCCAGGUACAGUCGCUUACUAGCUAUGCCUAUAGCAUGAACUGCCAGGUCACAAAACAGUUCUACUCCAGAAGGCAGGUAGAUACACCAAGUCAUGACUGUAGGUCCUUGUUGCUUGUAUGUAGUUCUUGCCUCCUCGCAUGACUGAUUAGUGUGAACUCAGUUCUGUGCAGCUGUACGGUUUCCAGACGAGAGCUUGGUUUUGCCCUCCUGGUUCACAGAACUAGCCUGUCUCAUCAUUCCCUGGCUGCCCACAUCUUUAGGGGAAAACAUCUUCCGCAGGUUAAAGCCCACAUUUAAGGGAAGGGCAUGUCCAACCAGUCUGUGACACAAAUGUUCUCAUUUAGCGAGUCUAGAUCACUUAAAUGUUGUUCAUGAAAGACAUAAUAUAUGUUUUCCAUCAGUGCAAUACUGUUUUGAUAUAUACAGAGAGUAGUGGGACAGUUGGUGUGAAUUUCAAAAGGAUUCUAUUUGGUCUCUUUAAGUUGUUGGCCAAUGUCCUUACUGGAACAUUCUCUACCUUGAUCUUUACCUACUCCUUUAGGUUCCCAUUUCCAUAGUCUUGUCUUACGUUGGUGGACACUUAAUAUUUACAUAUUUCUGCUAAAAUCUGUGGGCUUCACUAGACUAUGAAAUAAUCAACAGUGGAAAUUAUAGAGACAUACAUAAAAAACUUCUCCUUAAAAAUAAAAUUACUUAAAAGGAGUGAGAAAUAGAAACUGUCAAACCAUGACUCAGCAUAAAUAUACUUCUUCUACUCCCAAAUUGCAAUUCUGCACAAUCCUGGCCACAGCUGUUUCUCAGAGCUUCUUGGCAUCUUCCAUUUGGAUUGCCAAGAUGAUAUAUACAUAUGUGUGUGCAUGCAUGCACACACAGACCAAAAUCUCUCAGUCUGACACCUGAAUACAAGUUUUAAGAGGCUAAAACACUAAUGUGACAUAAUGCAAAUUUUAAAUACUUUUGCUCACUCUCACUUUGGGAGGAGUCAUGCAUCUUUUGUAUAUCCAUUAGCUACAGAAGAAAUUUUAAUUGCACAAGGAACAAAGGAUAGACCCUGCUGAGAUUGUACCUCCCUGUUGUUGGUCUGUCUUUAAUGAAAGAUAUCCUUAGUGGCAUUUAAAGAAGGCGAAAUCCAUUUUAAUUGUACAGGCUGGAAUGCACCAGUGUCACCUUUGUAUGAUAGGUUUGGAUUUUAUCAAAGGAAGGAAAGGUUUUUUAGGGAAGAAGAUAACAAUUAUGUAGUGACUGUAGCAGUAAUUCAAAGGAGCCCAGUGGGAGAUUUCCAAGACAGGAAAGUACUUUGCCAUUGGGUUUGGUACAGAAAAAAAAAAAAAGAAAAAAAGAAAAAAUAAAUAUAUAUAUAUAUAUUAAUGACAGACAUUCUGCUGUUUGUGUGCUAGUCACUGUUUAGGACAUUAAGAUGUAAAAGCAGAGUUUUUCAGCCAUAAAAGCAAAGGUUACAAUCAUGAACACUUUCCAGUCAAACUGGAGAAUGUGCAAGUACCAACUGAAUGGCUUGAAAUUGCCUUCCAAUUCAGUUCUGCUGCCAGAAAGGGAAUUAAAGGAGUUGAAACUAUUGUCAUUCUUGGCCACAGGGACCUCGGAAAAUCACUUGUUUCUUUUGCGCAUGAGGCCAACCCUGAAGAAUGAAGGUGUAACCACUCUGGAAUCUGUGCUUUUGAAAUCACUCUGGCAGGCCAGUUGGGAAAAAGUGUUAGCAAUACUGAAGAAGAACUGUAUAUUUUAAUUGGCUCUGAAGAAUAAUUGCACGACUGGAGAUGUGCUUCCUUGUAUUUCUAUCUGAACAUUUGGUGCCUAGACUCAUACAGAUACCUUAGACCAGAGAUCUUUAGACCACGGUCCACAAAGCACUUGCUGAUCUUUCAUGGGAGCCUGGCUGAUCACAAAGUGCUGGCUUCUUCCAUUGAUUUCCAGCUACAAAAGUGAAAUAAAAGUUCAAUGUUAAUUAAAAAUGAACUGUCAAAGGUUUUAAAAGCAAAAAAAAUAAUGUUAGCUUGUGUGGAUGUUUAUUCAGUUGCUAUGUUUGUAAAAGGAAAACUUUUUGAACAAAACUGGGACACUAAGACCUCCAAAAAGAGUAAAUGGGGGGGCUAGUCCAUGUUUAAACACUGGAUGAUAGCAGAGUUCACCUGGGGAUGUUUUCUUCAGAGAAACCAAGUCCAAACCGAGAGAGAGCAUAGCUGCGGGUGUAAAUUCUGUAUUGGAUAGUGUGCAACCUUGCUGUUCUUUAUAACACAUCAUUUAUGAGGUGAGAGGAAAUAAACAUGAUAGUAACAGACAGCAUACAGAAAAUGUUGGGUCCUUAGGGGAAAUCAGAGUGCUAUGUUCAGGAUGAAUAAUGUGACCAUGACUUUUUUAUUGUAUUGGAAAUAAGUGUCAAGGCUGACCCCCCCCCAAAAAAGAGACUUUUGUGCCUAGAGUUUCAGCAGAAUUUAAUACCUACCUUUAAAAAUCAAUUUUAAACCCACUGUUCAACUGUCACUUUACUCAGGCAUCUGCAUGUGCUCAAAACUCCCCUGAUCUUGACACAUUAUACUCAUGCUAAAAAGGAUGAGGGAUCCAGAAAAGAGCAUUUCCUCUUUUAAACCUCUGUAUACCCCAUGAGUGAGUACUAACAGUGCACAGCACAUAGGCCAACAGGCUCAUACUUCCUACAAAAUGAAGUAGAAACCAUCAUCUGUUUUAAGGCUAUAGGUCUGGUUACACUGCUGUUUUUGUAAUAGCCUCGAGGUUAAGAGUAGAAAGGUAAAAGAUAAGGCACCUAAAUUCAGACCAGCCAUUGCCAGAGAUGAUUGAAAUCUUCCUCCUGCCUGGAAAGUACUCUAAAGACUCUGUGUUGGGGCACCUUCUGUUCAUCUCACUAAGAGCUUCACAAGAUAGAAACAAAGAAUUCCAGAGCAGAAAAGGAACAGAUACUCUACACCCUGAUAGGACAUACACUGGAUAUAAUUAGGGAUGGUAUAUGACCAUUUGAUACAAAGUACUUUAAAAAUCUCAGGAGCAGAGACAAGGUGAGUAUUUUAACUAUAAAGAUGUGGAGACAACAUUUUUUCUGUGCUAUGUGUGGUUCAAAAAACCCCUUGAUACUUUCCUGAAAAGUGCUUUAGUGACAAGAGGGGAGAAUGUGCCCUUCCUUACCCCUUUGUCUGCAACCAUCUUGUCUUCCAUCUGGAGUUCUCAGGCCCCUCCACAGAAAGGAGGAAUCUGAGUCUUCUUGGGUAGGUGAAGGAAUUAAACUUCGGGUUCCCACUUCUCUGAGGCUGCAGAAAAGAAAAAGGUACUAAUUUCAUUUUUCUCCACCCAACUUUUGCAAAGAUGACCUAUCUUUGAGAGAAAAAGUAUGGCCAUGAAAAGAAGUCUGUCCCAGAUGACAAUUAGUGUUUUCUGCACACUGCAUUUUCACACUGCCUUGAGUAAUCUCAGACAUUUCUUUCCUUGUUCACGGUAAGGUUAGGCAUUUAAUAAAGGGUUCUGGACUACACAGUAGAACCAAAGAGUAUUAAAAAAUAGGUAUUACACUGCACAAUUUCAAGUGCUUAAGUCCUUUACAGGCAGUGGCCCUUAACUUUGUGAGGUCAAUGGAAUCACUCCAGAUUAAUAUCCAUGUAAAGAAAAUAAAAGUUUCAUACUGGCCAACCAAGCCUAGAUCUUUGUUGUUUGCUUCAGCAGAGAAAGAUAAUGACAUGAUGCUGUUCCCGCUUUGUUACGAAUCAAAGAGCAAAUGUGUUUUAGUAGGUUAGCUCCUGAAGCUACUUGCUAGGCUUGGUGAAUAGUACCUUCCCACCAUUCUUUAUCAUUGCUACUCUAGCAGGUACCCCAAUGGGACAAUCUUACUUUGACUAAAUGUGUUAAGGGAUGUGAGAGAACAUGUCCAAAAAUAAGAAACAGGUCACAGUUUUCUGGAAGUUUUCAUCAAUCUCAUAAAAGGAAGUCAAUACUCACCAUGAACAAGAAAAUAAUUCAUCUGCUACUCCUUUCAGUGUGCACUGCACAUAUUAAAGGCUUCAGUUGAAUUAUCUGAAUUCACCUUUUUUGCUAUGGUUUAUUAUUAUACCCUCUGUUCAAAUCUCUGCAAUUGCCACUUACAAUUUUAUACUGUGAAAAGGAAAAAAUUUACAGACCAGUGAAGCAUAAAGGUAAGUAAAUUCAUUUAGGUGAAGAAUUGGUGUUUGUGGCUGGUUUUGUCUCAUCUGAGUAAUGACAGUAAAAACAAACAGUAAUCAUUAAGUCACUCCAUUCUGCCAAAUGGGAACAAAGAUACUAUGUAUAUUACAUGUACUAAUAGGAUUAUAUGGCAGCUGCUGGUGGUAUUUGUAAUUAGAAAUCUAUAUAGAAUAUAGAUGUUUUAGAAAGACGGUGCCAAUUCUAAAAGAUUUGUGUGGGCUAAAAGUGCUUGUAAUUAUUUUUUUUAAUUUGCUAAUAACUUAUGAACAACUGGUUUCAAACAUUCUGUGAGUGUUCUUUUUAUGUUGUUGCUGCUUAUACAAUUAAAAAAAUAGAGAAUGUAAAGUUAUUCUUUUGAUGUGAACUGAAAAUGAUUUUUCAUAAAAUUUAACAUUUUUAUCAUCAGCUUUGGUUUUGCUUUCUACCUGUACAAAUGUAAUUUAUUUUAGCAUUGAAAAAUACAUUUGCUCGUUUCUCGAUUGUCUACAUCAUGUUAUAGUUGGUGUUUAUGUAGAGUCAGGUACUUUUUGAACAGUAUUAAAAAAAUUCUGUGAUAUGACUGAAAAA